GGUGCGGCCGAUCAUGUAAACUGUCAAUACAAACGUAGCAGUAGCUACCACGUUAGCGAUCAUUGUGGAAACGAAAGAUAUGUCUUUGCUAGUUAGCUACAUACCCAGCUAGGUCACUUUAUUCGACAUUUCAAAUAAAUAGCCUCUACAUAGAUGAUAUGGACGAACAGCAUUUACUGUUCAAAGUAACAGGUCGCAACUUAACAAGAAUCACCUCAAAUGUCUAUCACUAUUUUCUGCUAAGUUUGUGAAACACUCAAUGUUAACGUUGGCCAGCCAAAUGUUAAGCUAGGUAGCUAGCGUUAGCCAGCUCAAACGGGAUCCAGGCCGUCGCCAUAUUUGACCCAACCAAAAUGGCAGCCCUGAAGAUUAACCAACACAAAGCUAGCUAACCAGGCACAUGUUUCUCGGGUUUUUUCUACUUUCAUCAGUAGAAGAGAGAAUCAAAUUACUGGGAAAAACUGGCUGCAUAACAAGAUCGACCACUGCCGGAACACAGGCAGGAUCCCUGUGCCAGGAAACCAUGAUCAAGUUCCUGCUUAUGGCCAACAAGCAGGGUCAGGUCCGCCUGUCCAAGUACUACAAGCAUGUGGACAUUGCCAAGAGGGCAUCACUGGAGGCUGACAUGGUGAAAAGUUGCUUGUCUCGCAGGAAAGAAGAGUGCUCUUUUGUAGAAUACAAGGAAUACAAGCUGGUGUAUCGGCAGUAUGCAGGACUAUACAUCAUAGUGGGAGUCAAUGAGACAGAGAACGAACUUGCUAUUUUCGAGUUGGUGCACAACUUUGUGGAGGUGCUGGACAAGUACUUCAGCCGUGUGAGUGAGUUGGACAUCAUGUUCAACCUGGACAAAGUGCACAUCAUCCUGGACGAGAUGAUCCUCAAUGGGCACAUAGUGGAGACCAACAAGAGCCGAAUCCUGGCCCCCCUGCUGGUGCUGGAUAAGAUGGCAGAGAGCUGAUCAAUGGAUACAGCCAAAGAACCACAGAGGAAACAAUUUAAAUGCUACAUACCCACCUUACUAUAUUAACGAUACUUUGCCUGUAUCAAUGAAAUAAAUACCAGUGUAUCACAGAA
Molecule: messenger RNA, 1074 nt
Organism: Anguilla anguilla (European eel)
Lineage: Eukaryota; Metazoa; Chordata; Actinopteri; Anguilliformes; Anguillidae
Gene: ap4s1
Product: adaptor related protein complex 4 subunit sigma 1
Exons: 6
Coding region: 401-958 (185 amino acids)
Biological process (GO): vesicle-mediated transport; protein transport
Cellular component (GO): intracellular membrane-bounded organelle
Source: RefSeq, a predicted model, not a curated record